This is a messenger RNA of Alosa alosa (allis shad), 3980 nucleotides long. RefSeq names its product protein phosphatase, Mg2+/Mn2+ dependent 1Kb (gene ppm1kb). The coding region runs from base 208 to 1332 and encodes 374 amino acids. NCBI's taxonomy places the organism in Eukaryota, Metazoa, Chordata, Actinopteri, Clupeiformes, Clupeidae. Gene Ontology annotation, molecular function: protein serine/threonine phosphatase activity; cation binding. Gene Ontology annotation, biological process: protein dephosphorylation. The record is from RefSeq and is a predicted model, not a curated record. The transcript has 7 exons.
UUUUUUUAUUGGAGAGUUGAAAGCAAAGGGAAGGCCUUUCGAGAAAAUCCGAGAAAAAAUAAAUUUGUUGUGAAACGAAAUCAUCACAAGGACGUUGGGAGUGAACGCUAAACGUCGAAUAAUUGAAAAAAAUAUUGGAAGUAGUAAAGGCAAUCUCUGAACGGCUGCUGCCUGUUCCUCACUAGAGGGCAUCCCGCCUCUGAGGUUAUGUCAACGGCUGUACUCCUACGUCUGGCUAGGUCUGCAGGGGGACCCCAGCUAUGCCGUCGUGCCACUCGGCAGAUUGCCUGUGCCCAGCAGCAGGAUACCCCACGGAGGGCAUUAAGCACCCCUAGCAUGCCACUGGCCAGUAACUCUCGCUUUGACCCAGACAGCAGCGGCCAGCCCACUACCUGGGACUCGUUUGGUAUCUGGGACAAUCGCAUUGAUGAGCCCAUCUUGCUUCCGCCCAGCAUCCGCUACGGCAAGAUAAUCCCAAAGGUGAGCCUGUCUAAGGUGGGCUUUGCCUCUCUCAUUGGCCAGAGGAAGGAGAAUGAGGAUCGCUACCAGCUCUCGCAGAUGACUAACAACAUCAUGUACUUUGCUGUGUUCGAUGGCCAUGGCGGACCCGAGGCAGCAGACUUCUGUGACAAGUUCAUGGAGAAAUACAUCAAAGAUCUUGUUGGUGAAGAAGAUAACUUGGAAGUGGUUUUGACCAAAGCAUUUCUGGAAGUAGAUAAAGCGUUAGCAAGACACCUUCACUUCUCCCCAGAUGCGACGCUUCUGACGGCAGGCACCACAGCGACGGUGGCGUUGCUAAGGGAUGGCAUCGAGCUGGUGGUUGGCAGUGUGGGCGACAGCCGGGCAAUGAUGUGCCGAAAGGGCAAGGCCCUCAAGCUCACGGUGGACCACACGCCAGAAAGGAAGGACGAGAAGGAGAGGAUCCGUAAGAGUGGUGGCUUUGUGACCUGGAACAGUCUGGGGCAGCCACACGUCAAUGGCAGGUUGGCCAUGACCCGCAGCAUAGGCGACUUUGACCUCAAGAAGAUGGGAGUCAUCGCCGAGCCCGAGACCAAGCGCAUUUCGCUGAAUCACGUCCACGACUCCUUCCUCGCAUUGACCACUGAUGGCAUCAACUUCAUCAUGAACAGUCAGGAGAUCUGUGAUGUCAUCAACCAGUGUCAUGACCCCAAAGAGGCAGCCCAGAGGAUCUCUGAGCAGGCAAUUCAGUACGGAUCAGAGGACAACAGCACAACCAUUGUAGUGCCAUUCGGCGCUUGGGGUAAACACCAGAACACAGACGCCAGUUACUCCUUCAGCCGAAACUUUGUGUCCAGUGGCCGCUGGGCUUAAGGUGGGGACCGAGAUGUGAUUGAGGGAGACGGAGAGGGCAGUAGCCGUCCUCCCAAAAUGGGAGGCGUCCAGUGUGCAAUAUGUAGAGAUCUAGAUCCAAUCUAAGAACCAUGAUCCAGCGCCUUAGAAAUGUCACAUGUUCUAACACAUUAUCUAGUCUGGGACUGUGAGGAAAGGGCUCACAACUUAAGUAAGAUGCACUUAUUAAAGGACACGUCCAAUGCAUCAAAAUGCUGCCACAUCAUUCGAUUCCGAACUCUUCAGGGGGUUGUUGCAGUUCAUGUAUUUUUGCACAGAUUUGUUUCCCAGUGAGUUGCCCAUUGAAGGGUAUAACUGAUUUCCAGUAGAAUGAGUAUGAUUUCUGACAAUAAGGUUAUUGUGAAGAUGUAGAGAAAGCUUUUCUGGCCAGGAUUAGGGACUGUUUCCUCUGGUCAGUUGUGGCUCACAGUGGGAAUUGCAAUUGCUAAAUGAUUUGCACUCUGUCGCCACCUACAGCCUUGUGCCUGUUCGUACAGCUAGAUAUUUGACAUUGCAUAAAGCUGCACGUGUUAGAAAAUGUGCAAUCCCUUUCCAGCUGGGUCCAACUUUACUUUGGGCUAGAAUGGAGUCGAUUGGUGUGGCAGCCGCUUUACACGAGGGUCAGUAUGCCCUCAGCAAUUUGGAACUGUGGCUAAUCAUUCUCUACGUGAGGCAAACAUUGGCAGCACGCUAGUUAUUAAGUUGCAAAGAACCAAGUACAUUUGUCACUGAGAUACAAUUUUUCUGGUUCAAACAAACAAAAACAUCCAGUUCAGUCCAUGGCACUUAUGUCUCAGGUGCUCAAAUAGUACUUGGGUGCGACGGUUUCGUUUUUUGAUUUACACACUAAAAUCAGCUGUUGGAGUUUGCACCUCAGCUACUCCUUAUACUAUAUGGUUGUAAUGAUGGAGCAGCAGACCACCCCACUUUAUUGCUGUCAUUUGUGUAUUAAUUACCUCAGACUCAGUGACAACCGCAUAUCAGAAGUAUGGUGAAUGCUAUUGAAAGGAAGAUUCAAUAGGUUUCUCUUUUGUGGCAUUUUAAGCAGUCAACACGCUCAAAGCAACUGGUUUCAUGUGUGUAAUUCCUUGUGCUUCCUCAUGUGGGCGCUCUCCUGUUUCCUGUAGUCGUCCUCAUUCAACUGGAUGACCAGUUUGUGUAGUACACAGUCAUAUAGAGAGAGGCAGCUGUAGUCUUUAGAUAUUGGAAUGCAUUAAGAUCAAAGAGGUUUUGAUGGCAGCUCUUAUGGUGAUUCAUGUGAAUGGCUACUCUGUGAAACAGAGAAAGCCCUUACUAUACACACCAUGCAGACUUAAUCCAGAAAAGGAAUCAGGAUGUGAACAAAGCGAUGUAAGUGAUAUGCACUGUUCUGGAAGUGUCCCCACCUUCUCAGUCUGAUCAAUAAAACCUUUUGGAUUAGAUAGUCUGAUCCACUGAACGUGUUCAGUAUAGUUUCUGUGCUUUAGGUUUUGCAAUUUUAUGACUGUGUCAAUAAAAGCAGUAAGCACGUAAAUGGCACCAGCUUCCAGGGGGAUUAGUUUGGUUUCAUUUAGAAACUUGCUGAACAAGGAAUCUAUCUAGAAUGGACAACUGAGGUUUGCAUAGAAUCUUUGGUUUAAUUAACCAAACAUGCCUGUCCUAAAGGUGUUUUUUCCCCCACCCCAUUCUUCAGUCCCUGAAAAAGUGCAUUGUAUGUAAAUCUCGUCAUUUUUGUAUAAUAAGGUUUUUUAUAUAUAAUUAUUUAUAUAUUUUGAUGUCCAGCUAAAAUACUGUGGUUUGUAAAAAUGUAUACUAUUGUAUAGUGGUUGCUCAUUUGAAAUGUUCAGGUUUGUGUGUGGACUAUAUGCAAUUCUAGUGUUGAGUGAGCAUAUAGUAAAGAGCCUGCUGCUGUCAUGGAGAGAGAGCUAACAGUGACGUGAGGAAGGAGGGGACAGUCACGGAGACGGAGUAUGUCACUCUGUCUCUGAUGGUGUUAGAAGCCUUGUGCGACAUUAGAAUGUUUGAGUGAACUCAUGCAAGUUGGUUGAAAUCUUUCUGUUUGGGCUUCAAAAAUUACUGUUUGGGCUUCAAGGGUGAAGGUGUUGUAUGACUUGGUUCUGCUUUAUGUCUUCCCACAUAUAUGCCUGUUUUGUUUUUCGUUUUUUAACCAAGCAAUAUCUUCUAAACAAACUUGGUCUGAACUCUAGCUUUUGGAUUUGUGGGUCUCUGUUGUACUGUGAUAUAUUCUGGGCACAAUCUCACAAACGUAUCUGUCUUGUACCAAAAUAUGUGUAUCAGAUUGCUCCUCUGAAUGUGAACUACCAGACGUGAAUGUACAAUGUGUUUGAAGGCCAUAAUUCAAGCCCUCCUGCCUACACCUGUGCUAUUUCAAGACCCUCCUUACCUGAUAUUUUUUUCACUAUAUUUUACUAUAAUGCAACAUGUAUAUCACCAAUAUUCAGUGCAAUUAGUGAAAGUCCCCAUCCAUGGUAAUGGGGUGUGAAUUGAGCUAUUUUACUGAUCUCAGAAGUAAUUGAAAUAUUCUGCUGUACAGUAUGUUUAACCAUUAAGCCUUCCCAGGUACAAUAUACAGUUUGUUUCCAUGCAAUGUACAUGUACUUAAAAUCUUUGAAUAAACUCCAAACAAGAAA